AAACACUUAUAAUAUAUUUAUAAUAUUCUGAUAAAAAUAAUUUGUUAUGACGAUCUCUCACUCCCAAUUCAUAGUAUUUCUUUCUCUCACCAUCUUCUCCUUCUUCAACCUCUGCCAUGGGGACGUAGGUAUCGCAGCCCAGUACGCGCCGCCGUACACGCCUACGGCGUGUUACGAAAGUGAUCCGACACAAUUUCCGACAAGCAAUUUGUUUGCGGCGGCAGGGGAUGGAAUAUGGGACAACGGAGCCUCAUGCGGCCGUCAAUAUUUGGUGAGCUGCAUCAGUGCUACCGAGGCUGGGACCUGUAAUCCCGAUCAGGCGGUUAGAGUGAAGAUUGUCGAUUAUGCCCCCAACGCCCUCUCGCAGCCUAGUUCUGCUGGAGCUACCAUAGUCCUUUCCCAGACGGCUUUCGAGACCAUAGCAAAUCCAUCUGCUAUAGUUAUUAACAUUGAAUUUCAACAGGUGUGAUGUGAAAAAUCAUAUGUUAGAGAUCUCCAUUCUUUUUCCAAAAUAUAUAUUGUCAUGAGUCUUACUAGCCGCCAACCAACGACCAAGAACAGUAUAAAGAUAGAUAGAUAGAGAGAGAGGGAGGGGUAGAUUAGUCUAGGAUUUAUUUACUCGGUUGGUAUGGAAAGCAGCUUCUAGGUAAAUAGACUUGUACUUAUAAUUGUAUUUGUAUUCAUAAACCUCAAAUUACUUUCUAUUUAGCCAAAUAAAUAAAUAAAUUACAUUUUCCUUCGUUUGGUUUAUUGAUAUAGUAUAUAACAAGGGACAA
This is a messenger RNA of Impatiens glandulifera, 776 nucleotides long. RefSeq names its product EG45-like domain containing protein. The record is from RefSeq and is a predicted model, not a curated record. Bases 47 to 469 code for a protein of 140 amino acids. The transcript is spliced from 3 exons. Lineage: Eukaryota; Viridiplantae; Streptophyta; Magnoliopsida; Ericales; Balsaminaceae.